CUGGGGAGUUCCUCCUUCCUCCCGCCCCGAGCUGUUUCCCCCUGAAGCUUUGUAGCGUAGCACCACAUCUGCGGGAGCAGGAUUAACGAUGUUGUGGGCACCGGUUUUUCUAACUUGCUUUUGCUUUCUUUCUUUGGCAGGUGGUUUUAGACAGGCUCGUUUGCCGACAGCUCAGCCUAGUCUAAGGCGCAAGGUGAAUGGUCAUGAUGAGGAUGGAAAUGAGCUACAGACCACACCAGAAUUCAGAGCACAUGUCGCAAAGAAACUGGGAGCAAUGCUAGACGGUUUUAUCACUGUCUUGAAGGAUUCAUCAGGACCUUCACAAACUUCUGUGCAAGAGUCUGACUCUGGAGAUGAUGGCUUUCGCCUCUUCUCCUCCUCCAUCCCAGGAGAUUCUGGGAAAUCGGAACCUUCUCCUCCAGCAAGGAGGAGACAACCGUCUAGCUCCAGUGACCUGGACAGCGACGAAGAAUGGCAAAAGUACCAGGAGGCUGCUGUGUCAGCUGCAGACAUCCUGAAGCAAAGUGCUUUCCCUGCGCUGUCCCAGGAUUCCAGCCAGGAUCUGAAUCACUGUUGUGUAGAGCCCAGCCAGAAGAAAAAGAAGAAAAAGAAAAUCAAGGGAGAGAACAAGAUUCAAGACAAAAUAGUAGACGUGGCAGAGGGUGACCAAACCAGGAAAGAUUUGUGGUGUUUGGUAUCUACAAAUGGACAGGAUGAGAGGCAGGACAGAAAUAAUAUAGAGGCAACACUGUUGCCAGAAAUAGUGAGGAAGAAAAAGAAGAAGAAAAAAAAAGAAUGAAGAUUUGUUCUGCAAACAGCAGAUGAUUGUGAUAGAUGAAGGAUGCUGAAAAGAAACUAACAAAGAAAAAGCUGCUGCAGAUGAGGGAAAAUUAAUAGGCAGAGCUUCUGUUUUAAAAGCUCAGUGGCCUUACUAAAUUCUUACUAAAUGAGUUCCUUUGUUGUUGGCAUCCCUGGAGGAAGGGAACAUUGUCCUUCCCUCACAGCAGUUAUAUGUGCUGGUGCUUAUGCGGACCUAGUGCUGAAAGAUUAAAUACUGUGCCUAGA
Messenger RNA from Struthio camelus australis, 1065 nucleotides. Lineage: Eukaryota; Metazoa; Chordata; Aves; Struthioniformes; Struthionidae. The record is from RefSeq and is a predicted model, not a curated record.